AUGCUUUUCAAAUCGCUACUUGCGUCAGGUUUGUUAGCUGCUACUGCCUACAUAUCCUCAGUUCAGGCUGCUGACUUGCCCGCUAUCGAAAUUGUGGGCAACAAGUUCUACUACUCCAACAAUGGCUCGCAAUUCUUUAUGAAGGGGAUUGCUUACCAACAAAAUACUGCAAACUCGUCCGAUUCAUUCGUUGACCCCUUGGCCGAUGGCAGUGCUUGUAAAAGAGACAUUCCCUACUUGCAAGCUGUCGACACAAACGUCAUUAGAGUUUACGCUUUAGACGUGUCGGAAGACCACACCGAGUGCAUGCAGGCCUUGACUGAUGCUGGUAUAUACGUUAUUGCCGAUUUGUCCCAGCCUGACGAGUCCAUUAAUAGAAAAAACCCCCAGUGGAACUUGGAUUUGUUCCAGAGAUACACCGAUGUCGUGGACAAGUUCCACAACUACACCAAUAUCUUGGGUUUCUUUGCCGGUAACGAAGUGACUAAUGACCACACCAACACCGAUGCUUCAGCCUACGUCAAGGCCGCUAUCAGAGACACCAAGGCCUACAUCAAGGCUAAAAACUAUAGAACUAUCCCAGUUGGCUAUUCUUCGAAUGACGAUUCCGAGUAUAAUGUCGCUUUGGCUGACUAUUUUGCUUGCGGUUCUCAAGAAGAUAGAGCCGAUUUCCUUGGUAUCAACAUGUACAGAUGGUGUGGCUCAUCCUCAUACACGGCUUCUGGUUACUCAGAUGUUACUGACGACUACAAAAACUUGGGAAUCCCCAUUUUCUUUUCCGAAUAUGGUUGUAACAAAGUCACUCCAAGAAGAUUUGAAGAAGUUGGCACUUUGUUUGGUAGCCAAAUGACCAAUGUCUGGUCCGGUGGUAUCGUUUACAUGUACUUUCAAGAAGAAAACAACUAUGGUUUGGUUUCCGUUAACUCCAAUGGUGACGUUUCCACUUUGAGCGACUACAACAACUACAAGUCCCAAAUCCAAAGCAUCAGUCCUUCCUCGGCUUCUAUUAGCUCGGGUGUUUCUACUGGUGCUGUCUCUGCUACCUCGUGUCCUACCUCGACUGAUGUAUGGGCCGCCUCAACCGAUUUGCCACCAACCCCAGACAAGGACAUUUGCGACUGUAUGAAUGCCUCAUUGAAGUGCGUUGUGAAGGACUCGGUCGACAGUGACGACUAUGCUGACAUGUACGACUAUGUCUGUUCCAAGAUUGACUGCAGUGGUAUCUCGACAAAUGGAACCACUGGUAAAUACGGUGCCUACUCGCCAUGUUCCGAUAAGGAGAAAUUGUCGUUUGUGUUGAACUUGUACUACAUGGACCAAAAGCAAGCAUCCUCAGCUUGUGACUUUAGUGGAUCAGGAUCAUUAAAGAGUGCUUCUACCGCGUCAUCGUGUUCUGCUUAUUUGAGUUCUGCUGGUGUUUCAGGUUUCGGUUCCUUAAAUGGUUCAGUUAGAACCGAUACUUCGCAACCUUCAGGAGGCAGCGGCAACGGUGGCUCGAGCUCGGGAUCUUCAGGAUCCGGCUCAUCUUCUGGCAGCUCGUCGUCCUCCACGUCUUCUGGUUCCAGCGAUAAGAAAUCGUCGGCUUCUACUGUUUCGUUAACGUUAUUCACUAAAGUUGCUGUUGUCGGUCUUUCAAUGGUUGUUGGUGUCGGUAUGAUUAUGAUCUAA
Messenger RNA from Lodderomyces beijingensis, 1668 nucleotides. The record is from the annotation of a GenBank genome assembly. Lineage: Eukaryota; Fungi; Ascomycota; Pichiomycetes; Serinales; Debaryomycetaceae.